AUGUCAGGCCAGGAUAACAACUACCCACAACCAUUUCCAACAACAACGACGACGUAUUCGCAACCACAGACAACGAUAACAUCGAGACAUGCCCCCUCUGACAGGUAUAGAAGCAUGUCUGAAAUGAUUGAUCAACAGUAUCUGUUUUCAUUCUAUGGAAUCAUUAAAGCGCUACAGAUGAUAUUCGAUUUGUCAGUUUUCAUUUGCGCUUCUGUCAACAUUCACGGCACUAUGGCGAUUAUAUCGGUCUGCGGUUACAUGCAGUUUGUCAGCAUGUUCACCUUCAUCGUGUCUCUUGUCUACUAUGUCAUUCACAUGUUUAGGCUGGAUCGUACCUGUCCCAUGACAGUCCCUCUCAAGUUUACUGAAUUUAUACUCUCAUGUUUCUUCACCAUCCUUUACUUCAUAAGUGCAAUCCUGGCUUCAGUCUACAUUCAGGAAAGUGGUCGUUACAAUGUUAACAUGGCAGCCGCGGCAUUUUUUACAUGGUCAUCGGUGAUUUUGUACGGCGCAGACAUAAUUAUUCUCUGGAUAGAUUGGAGAAGCAGCUCUGAAGGUCCAUAUUUCAGUAGCAUCAUCACUCUGCCGUCAUGA
This is a messenger RNA of Helobdella robusta, 594 nucleotides long. RefSeq lists its product as hypothetical. The coding region runs from base 1 to 594 and encodes 197 amino acids. The record is from RefSeq and is a predicted model, not a curated record. NCBI's taxonomy places the organism in Eukaryota, Metazoa, Annelida, Clitellata, Rhynchobdellida, Glossiphoniidae. Gene Ontology annotation, cellular component: membrane. The transcript has 4 exons.